Vespa mandarinia (Asian giant hornet) is the source of this 1356-nucleotide messenger RNA. RefSeq names its product homeobox protein unc-42. Gene Ontology annotation, biological process: regulation of transcription by RNA polymerase II. The record is from RefSeq and is a predicted model, not a curated record. Lineage: Eukaryota; Metazoa; Arthropoda; Insecta; Hymenoptera; Vespidae. Gene Ontology annotation, molecular function: DNA-binding transcription factor activity, RNA polymerase II-specific; RNA polymerase II transcription regulatory region sequence-specific DNA binding.
GGUCAGAACAAGCUGAUGGACGAGCUAAGGCCGAAUCUCGGCCUACUCGGAGUUGGUCUAGUAGAGAACGACAGCUUCCAUUUGAAUCACAAUCAGGAAAAGAGAAAGUGUAGCAGCGCGAGCUCGAACGAACAAGACUUUGGGCUCUACGGGGUGCACCAGGGCCUCGAAGCUAGCCCGCCGACGCCUGCGGCUACACCGGGAAGAAGCAGCGUGGGGGCCACCACUACCGUCGGAGCCGAAGGAGCUUUUAAAAAAUUAAAACCGGACCCUUGCGCCUCUAGCCCUCACAUUGGCCACACACCCACCACCGCGAGUUGUCCUACACCGGCUCGACGUCGGCACAGGACUACCUUCACGCAGGAGCAGCUGGCAGAAUUGGAAUCGGCGUUCGCAAAAUCUCAUUAUCCUGACAUAUACUGCAGAGAGGAAUUGGCGAGGACCACCAAAUUGAACGAGGCUAGAAUUCAGGUCUGGUUCCAGAACAGAAGAGCGAAAUAUAGAAAACAAGAGAAACAAUUGCAAAAGGCACUUACUCCGAUACCCGCGUGCCAAGGUGCCAUGAUGAGGAACAUCUAUCCUGGUGCUAGCAGAGGUUAUCAACCCUAUCCACAUCCACACAACAGUAUAAACGGAAUCAAUCGUUAUCCUCAGAUGGGCACGACGUCUUACCCUAGCAUGACCCAACCCUUCUCCAUGUCGCAUUCGGCGUCGAACAUGUCGGCGGUCACCGGUAUGCGACAAGACGCGAUGGGCAUGUCAGCGGAGGAUGAAUGGUACAACAAGAGUAUCUCGGCCCUAAGAAUGAACACGGCCCAUCAUCCUAAUCUCGCCGCACCGAUGCUGCAAUAUCAAACAUAAUUGUAAACGUAUACCGCUGUAAAUGUUCACCGACCGAAUAAACGCUAAACACGUCGUCGGACCCAUCGAGAACGAGGACGAGGAGAAAUGGCGACCGUCGUUGAUCGUUACCGAACUCAAAAACGAAAAAGAGAGAGAAAAAGAGAGAGAAAUGGAGGAAGGGGUGAGAGAGAGAGAGAGAGAGAGAGAGAGAGAGUUGGCUAAAUUUCUUUGCGAAAGAAAAAUUAACAAUUUUUAAACGGUUAAGAUAUUAGAACACGUGGGUCGCCGAAAUUAUUUUUCUCGUUCGAACGUAGCCAACGCGUUCUUUUCUCGAAAUUAAUCGUCCAUAAAGCUCAAAGAUGUAAAUCGAUGAAUAAAUGCUAACAAAUUAAUAUCGAGGACGAAUAACUCGACACCGUGUUUCGUCACUUUGCGACGCGAAUGUAAGAAUGGAAAAACAGUAAAAAAAUAUCGAAAAGACAGAGAGAGAAAGAGAGAAAGAGAGAAAGAGAG